This is a messenger RNA of Hydra vulgaris (swiftwater hydra), 1292 nucleotides long. Lineage: Eukaryota; Metazoa; Cnidaria; Hydrozoa; Anthoathecata; Hydridae. The record is from RefSeq and is a predicted model, not a curated record.
CGAAUAUAUUUAUUCGAAUAUAUUUUUUCGAACUAAAAAAAAUCAAACUGUAAGACCAACACAACUACGCGAUGAGUUUGAGUAAACUUUUUGCUGGUAGGAAGAGGAAUAGUUCAGUAUGGAAAUGGUUUAAAUACGAUGCGUCAUCCGACAAAUCAGUAUGUUUAGUUUUACUUGAUGGUGAAAAAGUAUGCAAUACAAAGUUGUGUGGAAAGAACCCAACAAAUCUUAAACUACAUUUAGCAAGAAACCAUAAGUCUGUACACGUUGAGCUGGAAGGGUCGGAAUUAAAGAAAUUAAGUGAAAAAAAGCAAACAGGGAUAAAGAGAAAAGCAGUGGAUGAAAAUGGACCCACUCUUUUAGAAUCGUCCUCAAAUCAGAACCAGACCUUGAUUCAAUGCAUUAAUCGUAGGAAUACCGCAUGGCCUAUUAAUUCACACGAGCAUAAAAUUCGACUAAACUCUCUUAUUCAAAUGAUAAUUGCAACAUGUAAUCCAGUGACAUUGGUGGAUAAUGCGAGUUUUAGAAAGUUAGUUAAUACCUUGGAUUAUAAAUUUUCAUUGCCUGCUUCUGCCAAAAUUACUCGCCUACUUAAUGAAGAAUUUACUGCUUUAACGAGAAAACUUCGUGACUUCAUAUCUGAAGGCAGGCGCUUCACAAUAUGCCUUGAUGGCUGGACUAAAAAAGGUCUUACUGCGUCCUUUUUAGGAAUUUCGGUUUGUUUUUUUCACUUCAAAUCCGAAAAACCAAUACAUGCUCUGCUUAAUUUAGAAAAAAUAUUGCUUGUUAUUUCGGACAAUGGAGCAAACAUGGUCAAAGGCAUAAAGUUGUCGAGAAUGAAAGCUCAAGCUGAACGUGAUAUACUUAUUGAAUUAGAAAGUGAGGUUAAUGAAGAGCAGAUAACAGAUCUGGAAGACGAUGAGAAUAUGACAAAUAGUGAAGAGUGGGAACAUGUUGACUUGAUAGUUGAUGUAAUAGAAAACGUAGCAUUUAGAAGAUUGGGAUGCAUUGCACAUGUUAUACAGCUAGUUGUAAAACUUGCAUAUGAUGGUAAAUAUCAUGGCUUACUUUUGAAGGUACGUGGAUUAGUGGGAAAAGUUCGCAAAUCUUCUGUUGCAUUGGAAAAAAUUAUCAACAAAUAUGGUAAGACUGUGAUCAGCGACUGUUCUACAAGAUGGAACAGCACUUACUUUAUGGUUCGGAGAUUUCUGGAAAUAAAGACAUCUAUCAACGAAGUGCUUGGAGACCUUAACAUUGAUUCACUUGCCAAUAGCAAUUGCACCAUUAGCUGA